Messenger RNA from Cylindrotheca closterium, 783 nucleotides. The record is from the annotation of a GenBank genome assembly. Lineage: Eukaryota; Bacillariophyta; Bacillariophyceae; Bacillariales; Bacillariaceae.
AUGUGGUGUUCCAAGGUGUCCUCAUCUCUAUCAAGGCGCUCAAUGAUGGCUACGAGUAGUCGUGUACUCGGCCAAGCCAGCACCACACUUCUCAAUUCCAGCCCUGCUGCCUUGGCCCAAACUACAACAGGCAACAGCAGCAACACUACCAUAACCAAACGAAACGUUACUGUUCCCACAGUCUUGGAGCAGGGAACCACAGGGGAGCGUGCCUUUGAUAUUUAUUCUCGUCUCUUGCGUGAGAGAAUCAUUUGUGUCCACGGGGAAGUUACGGAUACCAUGGCCAGCCUCGUGACGGCGCAGUUGUUGUUUUUAGAAGCAGAGGCUCCCAAAAAGCCGCUCUACAUGUAUAUUAACAGUCCUGGGGGCAGUGUGACUGCCGGUUUGGCCAUUUACGAUACCAUGCAAUACAUUAACCCUGAAGUCCAUACAAUUGCCAUGGGACAGGCAGCUUCUAUGGGAUCCCUUUUGUUGUGCGGGGGACAUGUUCGAAUGGCUCUACCGAAUGCUCGGAUCAUGUUGCAUCAACCGUCCGGUGGGGCCCAAGGAAUGGCCAGUGACAUUCAAAUUCAAGCUCAAAACAUUUUGGAUGUGAGAAAAAGAUUGAACGAUCUGUAUGUCUUCCACACGGGGCAGCCAUUGGAAAGGAUUGAACAAGUUAUGGAUCGUGAUACCUUUAUGGAUGUUCACCAAGCUAAGGAAUUCGGCGUGAUCGAUACUGUUCUUGAAAAGCGAUUGAUUCCGGAAACACCAGAAGAAGGAGAAGGUGGACCACAAGAAUAA